Molecule: messenger RNA, 1655 nt
Organism: Helianthus annuus (common sunflower)
Lineage: Eukaryota; Viridiplantae; Streptophyta; Magnoliopsida; Asterales; Asteraceae
Product: UDP-glycosyltransferase 88B1-like
Exons: 1
Coding region: 92-1483 (463 amino acids)
Molecular function (GO): UDP-glycosyltransferase activity
Source: RefSeq, a predicted model, not a curated record
AAUACAAUACAAGCGUAUUAUUUAUUAUUGUUUCAAAACCUCUUCUCAUAACAUUAUUUCUCCGUUCACUCUCUCUAAGCAAUCUCAAAAAAUGGCAACUAUAGUUUUGUAUCCAUCGCCGGGUGUGGGACACCUCAUUUCUAUGGUGGAGCUCGGAAAAUUUAUCACCAAACACCACCCUUCCUUCUCCAUCGUCGUCCUCACUCUCAUCCCCUCCUUCAACACCGGCACCACCGCCGCCUAUGUCCGCCACAUCUCUGCCAUCUUCCCCGCCAUCACCUUCCACCACCUCCCUGACAUCCCUCUUGACCCCCUACAAUUCCCUUCAAUGGAAGCCAUCAUCUUUGAGCUUAUUCGACGUAGCAACCCUAACGUCGAUCGCACUUUACAAUCAAUCUCUUCAUCUUCUAACAUCUCCGCCUUUGUUAUCGACUUCUUUUGCACGACAGUAAUGCCCGUGGCUGAUAAUUUAAACCUGCCGGUUUACUACUUCUUUACUUCCGGUGCAUGUUGCCUUGCACAAUUCCUUUACCUUCCGACAAUUCAUAAAACAACUACUAAAAGUUUUAAAGAUAUGAAUACACUCAUCCAUUCACCUGGGCUGCCGCCUAUACCAUCUUCAGAUAUGGUAGUCCCGCUACUUGAUAGAACUACUACAGAUUAUUCUGACUUUCUUGAAAUAUGCGAGCAUUUUCCAAAAUCAGCUGGAAUCAUCAUCAACACAUUUGAUUCGCUGGAGUCGAAGGCGAUUAAAGCCUUAAACGAUGGAGUUUGUGUCCCAGAUCAGCCUACGCCACCGGUCUACUGCGUGGGACCAUUGGUGGCGAGUGGUGGUGAUGGUUCGCACGAGUGUUUGAAUUGGCUGGAUUUGCAACCGAGUGGAAGUGUUGUAUAUUUGUGUUUUGGGAGUUUGGGUGCGUUUGCGAAUGAGCAGUUGAAUGAGAUAGCGAAGGGGUUGGAGAUGAGUGGAGUUCGGUUUCUUUGGGUGGUUAGAAGCCCGCCUUCAAACAAAAAAGAAGACCGGUUUCUACCACCGCCUGAGCCGGACUUGGAUGUACUGCUGCCAGAAGGUUUCGUGGAGCGUACGAAAAAUAGAGGGCUCGUGGUGAAGAACUGGGCGCCACAAGUGGCUGUUCUAAGCCACAAGUCUGUGGGCGGGUUUGUGACACACUGCGGGUGGAACUCCAUCUUGGAAGCCGUUUGUGCGGGGGUUCCAUUGGUGGCAUGGCCGCUGUACGCAGAACAAAAGUUGAAUAAGGUGGUGUUGACGCAUGACAUGAAGCUGGCACUACCGAUGGAUGAGUCAGAAGGUGGGAUGGUAACCGCGAUGGAGGUAGAGAAGCGGGUUAGACAGUUGAUGGAGGGGGAUGAAGGUAAAGUUGUUCGGGAGGUGGUGACCGCAAGAAAAGAGGAGGCUGCGAUGGCAUUGAGCGAGGGUGGGUCUUCUCGUGCGGCUCUGUCUAAGUUAGUUGCCUUGUGGUAGUACUGGUUCAUCUCCUAUUUGGUCAAGUCGCUACUAUAAUAAAUUAUCUGUAUUUCUCGGUGCUUAAGUCUUGUUAAGAUGGUCAAUAUCUGCUCUUGAGCACAUUAUAACAUACAUCUUUUAUCACUUAAAAUUAUUAUAAUAAAACAUUUCGUUGAAGUAUUCUAUUUUA